UUUCAUAAGUUUCAUUAAAUUAAUCCUUCGUUUGAAAUUUAUUUAGAAAAUCAAAUUGACUCAUAGAAAUAAAUGCUUAGGAAGGUACUGAAAUAUGAGCAGUAUAUAGUGGCGACAAUGACGGUAUUGUGAAAAACGAACGGUCAGAUUACAUUAGAAAAAAAGGCUUGUUCAGAGUUACUCGGUGGCUGUAAUUUUAAGCAGUAAUUAAUUGUUGAAAAGAUUAAUAUUUUCGAAAAAGAAAAAUAUGGAAGCAGAACCUGUGGAACUUGAGGAAGGCGAAGUUAUUGAUGAUGAGGCAAAUGACAUUGAAACAUAUAACGUUUUAAAAAGACCUCAUGAAUUUUUAAACAAAGAGGAACAUGUAAAAAUGGGCUACAGUGAUGAGUCUGAUGAUUCUGCGGAUUCUGAAAGUGAUUCCGAUUCUGAUUCUGGACAUAUCAGAAGUAAAAGGCCCAAAUUAAAACUAAAACGGUCUAGAAAUUUAAUCAAGAAUUGGAAGGGAAAAAAUGAUAAAUAUAAAAUAUGGUGCACUCAGUUGCAAGAAGAAUCUUUAACGGAAGACUUAGUAUUGUGUGGUGUAACAAAGAAACAAAAUCAGGAGCGCAGUGUUGAGAAUUAUAGUAUUCCACACCAUUAUUCUUCUAAUGAUAGGUGGAAUAUGGGACAUCGUAAUAAUAAUAGUUCAGAAGAUGAAAAAGAUAGCGAAAAAAGAUUAACAAAUAAAAGAACAAACUCAGACAGAAGUAAUAUUAAACUAAGAUUAGGAAAGAAACUUAAUUCAAUGAGUACAGAUAAUCAAAAGGGAACUGGACGGAAAAUAGCGGAUUUAAGUACAACAAUUGAAUCAACUGAUGCAGAUGUUGCAACAGAUAUAACAUCAAAACUUAACGAGAAGAAAGAUCUUCUAAUCAGAAGAAUUGUAGAUAUAAUUGGUAAAGAAAAAGCUAUUGAUUUUUUCCAAAAAACAAAAAAGAUUGAAGAAGGAGGUGGUAUGUUAAUAAUGAAUGGAUCUCGAAGAAGAACUGCAGGGGGUGUUUAUUUAUGGUUAGUAAAAAAUGAUAAAUAUAUACCUCAAGAAAAAAUAAGGGAAAUUUUUUAUUACGACAAAAAAGAACACGCAGAAGAAAAAAAAGCUGAUGCUGCUGCAAGGAGACAGAAGGCUCAAGAAUUAAUCAAGUGUUUGGAAAAUGGAUCAGAAAAAGAUCUUCCUGCCCUGUUAACAAAAUCAGAACUCUCUACAAGAGAGAUAGCAGAAGAAGCAAGAUUAAGGCGUGGUGAGGGAAUGGAUAGAAUGCCAGUGGAUUCAGAUCGUACAAUGACUAAUCCACCUCCUAGUCCUGUGACUGAUGAUCCUGAUCAUACAGAACAUCCACUUAUUCAGAGGCAUGUCCAAGAGUAUGGAGAGGACUUUCUUGAUAUUGGAAUAGACAUAGAUAGUAUGGAAGUACUAUAAAUUAUCUUUUAUUAUUUCUUUGUAAUAUGUAUUGCGCAGAUAAUUUGUACAAAACGAAGUUCUACUCAUUGCUAAAAUCUCCACAUAAAGCCACAUGCAUAAGAGCACAUGUGCGUACAUACACAAAUACACAGACAUAAUGUGAAUACAGUUUAUAUAGUUUGUAUGUAUGCCUAUAA
Molecule: messenger RNA, 1635 nt
Organism: Megachile rotundata (alfalfa leafcutting bee)
Lineage: Eukaryota; Metazoa; Arthropoda; Insecta; Hymenoptera; Megachilidae
Gene: Phax
Product: phosphorylated adaptor for RNA export
Biological process (GO): snRNA export from nucleus
Cellular component (GO): nucleus
Source: RefSeq, a predicted model, not a curated record